Setaria italica (foxtail millet) is the source of this 1506-nucleotide messenger RNA. Its product is annotated as purine permease 3. The record is from RefSeq and is a predicted model, not a curated record. Gene Ontology annotation, cellular component: membrane. The transcript is spliced from 3 exons. Gene Ontology annotation, molecular function: purine nucleoside transmembrane transporter activity. The coding region runs from base 1 to 1230 and encodes 409 amino acids. Lineage: Eukaryota; Viridiplantae; Streptophyta; Magnoliopsida; Poales; Poaceae.
AUGGCAUCUCCGGCUUUCAUACUGUCUGUCUACUUUUCUGCCUGCCCCUUGCUGCUACAAGAGACCCAACAACACACCGGCCCUUUGGCCUCAUCCAGCCAUCCUGGAUCCGGCGUCACCGUUGCAUCUAAAUUCCAAAGCGCAGUGCCAGACACAGCCACGGCCGUAGCCCGUAACGACUCGCCGCCCACACGCAGCAAGACGACGAUGGGACGCCUCCUGGUCGCGCUCAACUGCACGCUGCUCGCCCUUGGUGGCACGGGCGGGCAGCUCCUUAGCCGCCUCUAUUACAUCAACGGUGGCCAGCGGCAGUGGCUCUCCGCGGGGCUCCAGACCGGCGGCUGGCCGCUGCUGCUGAUCCCCCUGGCAGGUUCCUACGCCAGCCGCCGCGCGCGCGACCGGGGCGCUCCCGUCCUGCUCUCCCCGCCGCGCUUUCUGCUGGCCGCUGCGGGGCUCGGCGUCAUCACGGGCGUCGACGACUUCCUCUACGCCUGGGGGCUCGAGUUCCUUCCCGUCUCCACCUCCGCGAUUCUCAUCUCGACGCAGCUCGUGUUCACGGUGCUCUUCUCGUUCCUCAUAGUGCGGCACCGGCUGACGGCGGCGACCGUGAACGCCGUGGCUCUGCUGACGGUGGGCGGCGUCGUGCUGGGGUUGCACGUCUCCUCCGACCGCCCCGAGGGGGUAACCAGGGGCCAGUACUGGCUGGGCUUCGUUCUCACCCUCGGCGCCGCGGCGCUGGGCGGGGUCCUCAUGCCGCUGGUCGAGCUCGCUUACAAGUGCGCCGCGGGCGGCGGCAGAGUCCUGACGUACUCUGUGGCGAUGGAGUUGCAGCUGGUCAUUGGGUUAGUCGCCACCGCGUUCUUCACCGCCGGCAUGAUCGUCAACAAGGACUUCCAGGCGAUCCCAAGUGAGGCGAAGCGCUUCGAGCUGGGGGAGGCCCGGUACUACACGGUGCUGGUGUGGGCGGCCGUGCUGUGGCAGUUCUUCUUCCUGGGCGCCGUGGGGGUCAUCUUCUGCGUGCACACGCUGCUCGCGGGCAUCCUCAUCGCGGUCUUCAUCCCGGUCACCGAGGUGGCCGCCGUGAUCUUCCUGCACGAGAAGUUCAGCAGCGAGAAGGGCGUGGCGCUGGUGCUCUCGCUCUGGGGCCUUGCGUCCUACUCCUACGGCGAGUGGAACGAGGCCAGGGCCAAGAAGAACACCGAGGCCGUAGCGGAGGCCCAGGCCUCUUGAUUCGUGUAAUGUAAUUAAGUCAGUAACUGUGGACGAUGAUGAGAGAGGCUCUGAUGUGUUCCCGUUAUACUCUCUGUACGUAUAUGCUUUGGUUGUGGCCGCGUGGAUGGAGUCGCGUCAGUCAUCAGCAGGAAUGAUCUACAAUCUUCUCUUCUGUAGUUCUGUUCAGUUGUGUGGGCAAUGUUGUACUGCAUCUGCAAGGUGCAUGGAGGAUGGAGGUGCGGUGCUACAGUAGUAUAUUUUGGUUUUUCAAGCAAACAGAUCAUGAAGCUUUAA